Messenger RNA from Cryptococcus deneoformans JEC21, 2318 nucleotides. RefSeq lists its product as hypothetical. The transcript is spliced from 6 exons. The coding region runs from base 81 to 1928 and encodes 615 amino acids. The record is from RefSeq and is a predicted model, not a curated record. NCBI's taxonomy places the organism in Eukaryota, Fungi, Basidiomycota, Tremellomycetes, Tremellales, Cryptococcaceae. Gene Ontology annotation, biological process: cristae formation.
CUUUCAUUUACUAUCCACUUUGUACAGGUAUGCCCAGAUAGCCUCACAUAGAACAUAUACCACGAGAGAUCAUAUAUACCAUGAGCUUCGAUCCGGGCCCAUCCUCAAAUUACUACCGCAACUUUGCUUCGUCGGCCGACGGUCCUCUUCAACCCCCAUCUCCUCCCCGUUCGCCCAUUCUCGGAGCAACUCUUCCUCCGCAGCAAGUCGAAAGGGACCUUUACGCUCUUCUCAACAUCUCCAAAGAUGCGUCGGAGGCUACCAUCCGAGAUCGAUACCGUUCUCUCGCUACGACAUUCCACCCCGACCGUCAGAGGAGCGACCGUACUCGAGAAGCAGCGCAUGCUCAAUUCACCGAGAUCCAAAGAGCUUACGAGAUCCUCACCGAUCCCAGGAAGCGUGCGGUGUACGAUAUGUUUGGAGAGGAAGGUUUGAAGACGAAUUGGGAGAUCGGACCGAGAGUGAAGACUCCAGAGGAAAUGCGAAAGUGGUUUACGGCGCAGGCGCAUGAGAAGCGUGCAAUGGAGGCGGAGGCGCUUGUGAAGCCAAAGAGCGACUUGGAAGUCGUCCUCGAUGCACGGGCCGUGUUUCUCUCCAAAAAAGUGUUCCCAGACCCUAAUGCCGUCAAACACGAUCCCAUCUCAAGAGUCUUGCGUAUCCGACCGGGGCGAACAGUCUUGAAGCAUUCUUUUGAGAUGCCUCUAUCGCCAAACACGCAGUUUAUUGUCGAAGGCCAAGCCUUGUCGAGGAAUGGUCGCGGAGGUGCCAAUGUGCUGGGUACAGUGAAACACCAAUUCUCUCCCAAAUUCUGGGUUGAGACCGGGGUUACUUUGAUGCAUCCCCGGAUAGGGAAAGUCAAGGCAACAUAUACAGUGGACGAGGAUCAGUAUGUUACUGCAAGUGUUGUUCAGUCUACCUUGACUGCUCCGCCCCAACUGGGAUUCACCUAUGGGCGAAGACUGUACGCCGACACUACAGGUUUCAUGUUGUACGAGCCCGGAUCCUUCUCCGUCGGUCCAUGGGGCCGCAACCGCCCGGAAUCGCAACUGAACCCAUCUUCCCUCUCCAUCGGCCUCACCAACGCUAAACGUAACGGUGCCGGCUGGACAGUCCAAACCACCGCAGGUCUUGCCAACAGCCAGAUCACUGCCGAUUGGUCGACCCCGAUCCCGGGGGGGCUGAAAAUGAAAUUUGGCGCUGACAUUGGUUUGGAUCAGUCGAUCGCUGGGUUCAUCACUGCUGAGGGGAAGGUGACGGAUAAUGUCAAAGCUGGGCUGAUUUUGCAGAUGGAAAUCGGUGGAGGGAUCAUCCUAAAAGUCAAGAUCAACCGUCUUGGUCAAAAGAUCUCUAUCCCUAUCCUCCUCGCUGAGAGGCUAGACCCCGUUAUCCUUCUCGGUUCCACCCUCAUCCCCGCUGCAGUCUACGCAGGUAUCUACAAACUCUAUCUCUUACCGCGCAAGAAACGGGCUUUGAAGGAUAGGGUGAAGGAGUUACGGGAGGAGAAUAAAGAGUUUAUCAGGCAGAAGAGGCAAGAGGCGAGGGAUGCGGUGGAUGUGAUGGAGAGGUCGGUGGAAGUGAAGCUGGCGCAGGAGAGGGACAGGAAUGGUCUUAUCGUCAUCUCCGCCCAUUACGGACUCGCAUCCUCAUUCACUGAACGUGGUAUCAUCGUUUCUGAAAAGAUUGACCAAGAAGGAGAAGGAGAGAUUAUCGAUGUGACGAUCCCUGUGCAAGCGCUUGUUCAAGAUGGAAGGCUGUAUAUUCCUGGAGGCAAGGGAAAACAUAACAUCAUAGGGUUCUAUGACCCGUGUAUAGGCGAAAACAAGAAAUUAAGAGUGAGGUAUCUGUUUAGGGGGAAGAUGCAUGAGGUUACGGUGGAUGAUACGAGUCCGUUGAGAGCACCUGUUAGGACGCACGUUCUCGAGGUAUAGAUGCCCUUGGCUCCGUUUGGCUUCACACGGCAGACCUAAGGGGACGAGUAGGAGGUGUUCGACGAGUUGAUACUAGUGCGGGGUGAUCGGGGAGGGGAGGGGAACGAAGGAGAGGUUGAUUGAAUUACUCGCAGCUCGAAAACAAAAAGACGAUUUUUUGCAUACGCAUUGAUUUUUCCGACUUAAAAAAAAGGGACCGAAUCCACUCGUCACCUGGUGACAAUUUGGGUUAUCGCGGCGGGAGUUUUUGGUAGUCUUCUCAAGUUUGAUUUAUGAUGAUGCUGCUUUUCAUUGUUUCAAGCCUGUGGUGUAAGAUGGGGCUUGUGCACGAAGAGCGGAAGAUAAACGCAUGCAUUACCCUCCUCUUCGGCCCCCUCUAAGAAGCACUCU